This is a messenger RNA of Cuscuta europaea, 3091 nucleotides long. NCBI's taxonomy places the organism in Eukaryota, Viridiplantae, Streptophyta, Magnoliopsida, Solanales, Convolvulaceae. The record is from the annotation of a GenBank genome assembly.
UUGGGUUGAUCCUCCCCCGUCCCCACCCCUACUUUUGGCUCGUGGAAUGCCCGCCCCUGCGGAUGAGACGUAAUAUUACGCACUGGAAUUAACUUGCCAAAAUCCAGAUUGCCAAUUCACCCGUUGCGCUCUUCAUCCUGCAUCCCCUCCCCUACCCCGCCGGGCAGCUCGAGUGGAGUGAUCAGAUAUGAGCGGACACGAUUCCAAGUACUUCUCUACCACGAAGAAAGGCGAAAUCCCUGAGCUCAAAGAAGAACUCAACUCCCAGUACAAGGACAAGAGAAAAGAUGCUGUAAAAAAGGUGAUUGCGGCUAUGACUGUUGGCAAGGAUGUGUCUUCGCUCUUCACUGAUGUUGUGAAUUGUAUGCAAACUGAAAAUUUGGAGCUUAAGAAGCUAGUAUACUUGUACCUAAUCAAUUAUGCUAAAAGCCAGCCUGAUCUUGCAAUUCUGGCUGUAAAUACAUUUGUGAAGGACUCACAGGACCCAAAUCCCCUUAUUCGUGCAUUAGCUGUAAGGACAAUGGGAUGCAUUCGCGUUGACAAAAUCACUGAAUAUUUAUGUGAUCCACUUCAGAGGUGUCUCAAGGAUGAUGAUCCAUAUGUUCGGAAGACGGCAGCUAUAUGUGUUGCUAAACUUUAUGACAUAAAUGCUGAGCUUGUUGAGGAUAGAGGUUUCCUAGAAGCUCUCAUGGAUCUCAUAUCUGAUAAUAAUCCUAUGGUUGUUGCAAAUGCUGUUGCAGCACUUGCAGAAAUUCAAGAGAGCAGUGGCAGACCCAUAUUUGAGAUCACCACCCACACACUAUCAAAGCUUCUUACCGCUCUAAAUGAAUGCACAGAGUGGGGUCAAGUCUUUAUAUUGGAUGCCCUUACUAAGUACAAAGCAAGCGAUGCUCGUGAAGCCGAAAACAUAGUUGAGAGAGUUACUCCACGAUUGCAGCAUGCAAAUUGUGCAGUUGUGCUUUCAGCUGUUAAGUUGAUUCUUCAACAGAUGGAACUCAUUAUCAGCACCGAUGUAGUUCGGAAUCUCUGUAAAAAAAUGGCUCCUCCUCUUGUGACAUUGCUCUCUGCAGAACCUGAGAUUCAAUAUGUGGCAUUGAGGAAUAUAAACCUCAUUGUACAAAAACGGCCUACAAUUCUUGCCCAUGAAAUUAAGGUGUUCUUUUGCAAGUACAAUGAUCCAAUUUAUGUGAAGAUGGAGAAGUUAGAAAUCAUGAUAAAGCUUGCAUCAGACCGAAAUAUAGACCAGGUUCUCUUGGAGUUCAAGGAAUAUGCUACUGAAGUAGAUGUUGAUUUUGUUAGGAAAGCCGUACGUGCCAUUGGACGUUGUGCAAUUAAAUUGGAGAGAGCAGCUGAGCGUUGCAUCAGUGUGUUGCUUGAGUUGAUCAAAAUAAAAGUUAACUAUGUUGUUCAAGAAGCCAUUAUAGUAAUCAAAGACAUCUUCAGAAGAUAUCCUAACACAUAUGAGUCCAUCAUAGCUACACUUUGUGAGAGUUUGGACAGUUUGGAUGAGCCUGAAGCAAAGGCAUCAAUGAUCUGGAUUAUUGGCGAAUAUGCGGAGAGGAUUGACAAUGCAGAUGAACUCCUGGAGAGCUUUUUAGAGAGUUUUCCUGAGGAACCUCCACAAGUCCAGCUGCAGUUACUGACAUCAGCAGUUAAACUCUUCCUCAAGAAGCCAACUGAAGGCCCACAACAGAUGAUUCAGGUUGUCCUCAAUAAUGCAACUGUGGAGACGGACAAUCCAGAUUUGAGAGAUCGGGCAUACAUAUAUUGGCGCCUUCUUUCUACCGAUCCUGAGGCUGCAAAGGAUGUUGUGUUAGGCGAAAAACCAGUUAUCACUGAUGACUCAAACCAACUUGACCCUUCUCUUCUUGAUGAGCUCCUUUUGAAUAUUGCAACUUUAUCCUCUGUCUUUCAUAAGCCUCCAGAUGCUUUUGUUACUCAAGUGAAGACCGUUCAGAGAACGGAUGAUGAUGAAUAUCCUGAGGGGAGUGAAUCCAGGCCUUCUGAUUCACCUGGCUAUUCAGUUGACAGUAGUGCUCAUCCUGCUUCAAAGCAAUCGGGUCCCACUUCUGCAGCUCCCUCAGCCUUGCCUGACUUGCUUGACCUGGGAAUUGAAAGUAACGACAAUGCUAUUGUGUCGGUUGAUCAGCCUGCAACUCCCACUAGACCCUCUUUACCUGUUUUAUUACCAGCAUCCACUGGUCAAGGUUUACAAAUCAGUGCUCAGAUGAUCCGUAGAGACGGCCAGAUCUUUUACAGCAUGUUGUUUGAGAACAACUCCCAGAUGCCACUUGAUGGGUUCAUGAUUCAGUUCAAUAAGAAUACAUUUGGCCUUGCAGCUGCUGGUCCACUCCAGGUAUCUCAAUUGCCACCAGGGACAUCUGCAAGUACUAUGCUGCCCAUGGUUGCAUUCCAAAACUUAUCUCCAGGCCCUCCAAGCACACUUUUGCAGGUUGCCGUGAAAAACAAUCAACAGCCAGUGUGGUACUUCAAAGAUAAGAUCUUGUUGCACUUGUUGUGUUCUGAGGAUGGCAAAAUGGAGCGUUCCACUUUUCUUGAGAAGUGGAAAUCAUUGCCUGAUUCAAAUGAGAGAUCAGUUGACUUCCCAGAACUGGUUGUAAAGAGCGUGGAAGCUACCCUAGACGGAUUAGCGGCAUCCAAUGUGUUUUUCAUUGCAAGGCGGAAGAAUAGAAACCAAGACGUGUUGUAUCUUUCAGCAAAGAUCCCCCGAGAAAUCCCGUUCUUGAUUGAACUCACAACAACUGUUGGGAAUCCCGGUGUUAAGUGUGCAACCAAGACUCCUAACCCUGAAAUGUCUCCGCUUUUCUUUGAAUCCAUCCAGACUCUACUCAACAGCUCAUAAUGUGUUUGUCUGUCUUCUUCACUUCAUGUCAUUUGUUACUAUGUUCUAUUUGGCUCUCUUUUUUCUUUUGUACAACUCUUAUAGCUUAGUGAGCUCCCAACUCACACUUGCGGUCCUUUAUACGGAACAUUUUUGCGAGUUAAAAUUUUGUACCUCGCGCAAUACUUACAACUAUUUAUGAAGUCCCAAAAUUAUUAAUUUAAUGACAACAUUGUGUUAACGGUGCCA